GGACGAACGAAAAGGUAUGGAGAGAUAAUCUGCCACCCGGAUUUUUCCGACUCUCGCCUGUUGGUUUACAAUCGUAGCCACGUGCGUUCCCCACAUGCGGAAUCCCAGUCCAGUGGAUCUGGGUCAGCACGACAACCAUCAGUGCAGAGUACCAGGGAAACGGCCAGAGAACCAAAUGAACUUGAAAGUUUGGAAAUUGCGUCAAAACCCAUUGCGUUGAAGCUUUACUUUGAGUCUGGAAAAACCACCAUCCUACGUUUUGAUAACCGGGAGGUCCGCGACCAGUGCCUAAAUGUGUUACAAUAUGUUGUUCAAGCGAACAAGCUGAGAAACGGCUACCCCGAUUUCGAACACGUAUGGUGUGUGAUGCCGAAGAUUUACGCGAAAGAUCCAUUUGCCACAAGUUUACUGACCAAGUUUUCGAGGGGCCGUCAUUACUUUUGCCUGACGGAUUCCGAAGCACUUCUCUGCCGCCAAAAUCUCCGUGUACCUGUGCUGAUGGUCCCGUUUACACCCCGUCGCAGUUGCAGCCUUAUCAUGGAUCCGUUCCGGCGCGAUCCCUUCCCAACUCCUGGAUUUUCCCACCACUAUGAUCCGAAGACUUCGGCUGUGCCUGCCGAAUUACGGGAGAGUUUCGCUGAAAUGGGCGAGGAGCAUCGGGACUUGCAUCGGAAACGGCAAUUCACUAGACAGAGACAUGAAGAUAAACGGAAGUUCCUUGUGUCUCUCAACUCUUGGAUGGAUGAUGCAUUGACUGCUCCCAUUACCUCAGAGGAGGAUGAUAACCGACCAGACUACUGUUACACGGAGUGCGCUGCGUGCUCUGAAAUCACCGUGUUGAUUUACCCUUCUUUGUUCAGCUCGGAGCCAUUGCCGUUACCGAAUAUUGCCCUGCUCUAUGAUCAGCUGGAUUUCCCAUGGAUCGAUGACACCGACAGUGGCGAAAGCGUGGUAGGUACACAUGCUGGGGGACUCACAACGUCGAAAACCCGAACUGUCAGUCAUCAAAAAAGCUCAAGUGUAUGCUCAGCCGCAGAAAAUGCAAUCAAGUCAUGGUCCUGUGAUUUGUCAGACGAUCCUGAAUACGUCAAUAUUAUGAAAACUGACCGUCAGCAAGAAUUUCCCGGUCUGAACAAACGUCAAUCGUCUCUUACAACUGGAAAACUUGUGGGUUCGGUGGUCAACACAGGGAACCCCCCUCCGGCACAGUAUUCCUCCAUAAGAAGCGUCAAGAGGAGGACAGAUGGUCAUCACCUUCGAUAUGUAGAAAUGACCAGUGGAGUUUCUGGGAAAGAACUUCCCACUAUUUGCUCAGCAACUGAUUCAGGUAUCACGUCGUUGUCAUCCAAUCGUGACUCCAUUUUGACCGACUUUAGUAGUCACUUUCGCGUCAACUCAUACCGUCCACGAACACAUUCUAGUCCGUGGACAUCCACACUGUACUCGAAGACCAGGCCAAGCAGCCAUCGUGAGAAUCCCGAUUUGUUCGCUGCCGUAACUUUUGCCCCGCACCCAGUUGUGCUGAAUGAGACUAUGUCUGACUUCUCUGCUACCCGUCCAUUCUCGGUCACUCUAGUCAAACCAGCACACAUUUCCUUGAUUCGUUCCUCUCCUGCCAGUACAGCAACUUCUCCCGCGCUGCAAAGGGGAUCCCAUACACGCAACUGGGAUGAUAUGAUUCGUCCUAGAACCACCAGUGAUCUGGCGGCCACAAAAAGACCACUCUUUUUGAACAGCCUAAUUCGUUUGGCUAGUGAGUCAUUUCACAAUGGUUCUUCAUCGUCGACCCCAAUUCCUUCGAUGCUCCUGAGAUCCGUAGUCCAUCCACAACAGAACAUUAAAGCAUUUUGUGCCCCGACCCGUCCACAUUCUGGAAGGCCCAAAUCCUAUUCAACCAGUUCAAACAGAAACCACAAACAACCGGCAGCAGAUUCGUCUGAAGGCGAUAUAACUCUUCGUCCACGAGCUAACACUGUUGCUUCGGAUCGGUCUAUGGGACGACGAAUCGCGGUUGCUCUGGUAAAUUUUGGGGCCAGAAUCCGGCCCAGAACCAAGUCUGCUAGUUCCGCCUCGAUGGACAGAGUCAGUUGCAAUCCACCAACAAACUCUCUUUCGCCACACGUUGAUGGGCAUGUUGUUCAGUUACCGUCUCAGUUUAGAUGUUACGCUAAUCCAUUUGAAUGUGAUGAACGGAUGAACAAAGAGCUUUCACGAGCAAUGACCAUAUACAGUGUCUCAGCGUUAAAUCUCAGUGACCAUUAUCUAGUUUAUGAGUAUUUUUAGAUGCUUUCGAAAUUUUCAUACUCAGGUUGGUACAUUGUGUUUGAAGGAAUUUAAAUGCCAGCUUGUCCCAGCCCAUUUCCUCCAGAUGCAGCUAGUUCUUCUAUACUCAUAUACAAUUCAUCCUAAAAUCAUUGGCGAAUGGAACCAAACUUUCACUGUCAGCCAUCGGUCUUUCAAUUGUUG
Molecule: messenger RNA, 2466 nt
Organism: Opisthorchis viverrini
Lineage: Eukaryota; Metazoa; Platyhelminthes; Trematoda; Opisthorchiida; Opisthorchiidae
Exons: 7
Source: RefSeq, a predicted model, not a curated record